This is a messenger RNA of Zingiber officinale, 654 nucleotides long. RefSeq lists its product as uncharacterized. The record is from RefSeq and is a predicted model, not a curated record. Lineage: Eukaryota; Viridiplantae; Streptophyta; Magnoliopsida; Zingiberales; Zingiberaceae. Bases 1 to 654 code for a protein of 217 amino acids. The transcript has 2 exons.
AUGGUGGACGAAGAGCAGAAGAGGCUAAAGAGCUCGGGUGGCUCGUCCUCCCAGGGCCCCUCAUAUGCCGAGCUGCAGAAAGAGCUCAAGAAGACCCAAGAUAUGUUGAAGGCUGAGCAAAAGAAGACGGCCGACCAGGCCCAUACUCUGGCCGAACUCGAACGACAGGUCAAGACACUUGACCGGAAAAUAAGCCUAGCCACCGAUCGGAAGAAAACGGCCAUCGCCGAUCUAGAGAAGAAAAACGUCGAGGCGCGGGGACUGGAACAACGAGUUAAAGAGUUGAUGGAGCAGCUGGACGGUGAGAAGGCGAGCCGCUCGGGGGAGGCGAUCAAACAUAAAGACAAACUGAAGACUUUGCAGAAGUCUCUUGAAGCUUUCCAAGCUGCCUUCAAAGAAUAUCAAGAGGCCGAGCCAGGCCGGGUCUCCGCCCUGAAGCAGCAGCACAUCCGCUCGAACGAAUUUUCUGAGAAGGUCUGCGAGCGGAUGUAUACUGCCUUUGAGCUGGCCAUUUCUGCCACGAAGGACUAUCUGAAGUCCAAGGGUCAGCUUCCCGACGCCGCAACCAUCCCGGCCGAAGACUACGUGGCGCUUCUUGCGGCGCUCGGCCCCCCCGAGGCUGAUGUCGCCUGCUGCGCUGCCCGCUCGGCCUAA